CCGAGGAGUCACGGAGCCCGGUUCUGAGGUCUCUCACCAGAAGUCCUAUGGAAGUUGUUUUUCCCUUUCAGACUGAACAGCCCUUUUUCCACCGCUGCCCUGUGGUGGUUUGGCCCUGGGGCGAGGGUGGUGCGAGCGCAUUAAUAACCGCGACAAACCCAGCCCUGUCCGUCUCCCCAAACGUGGCGGGUUAAGUCCCAGAAGUUCAGAAAAGGAAACUGAGGCUUCGAGAUAGCAAAGGGCUGACCUGAGACAGUGACCUCACAUUCACGGAGGGUCUCAUUCUCCUAAGUCUCCCUGGCAACCCCCGGGCGGCCGACCAAGCCCGAAGACCACCUGUCACUGACCUUCAAACCCAUUCUUGUCCACACCGAACCAGAGUAGUGCUGGCUAAAUGAAAGUCUUGUAAUUACCUUGUGAGUAAUUACCUUGUGAGUAGCACAGUUAAACAAUGUGCACGCAUUAUGUACGUGUUAAAAGCGUAACUUUGUAAAGAGCAAACAGUAAAUAAGCCCUAAUUCUCAUUGGAGCCCCACCUUGGACGUCUUACAUGCCAGGAAUCUAAAUCGGAGGCGACACCUCCUCUCUACCUCUCUACCUAGCAGACCCGCGCCACACAGAAGGCAUAGAAACCCACAUCUGCGGCCCCGUGGGAGGUUGGGAGGGGCCGUGGCUCACAGGGCACCAGGGCAGGCAGGAAGAGCCUCAGAGAGGAAGGGGUGACCUCCCUACUUGGGAGGGGCCCCUCAGCGCGCUGCUGAAGCUAGGGUUGAGGAGGAAGUGAGAGGAGGAGGUGAGGUGCAGCCCAGAGCCGGUGGCAUCUGGGGUCGGGGGCAGCAUGGCCCAGGCCCUAGGGGAGGACCUGGUGCAGCCUACCGAGCUGCAGGAUGACUCCAGCUCCUUGGGGUCCGACUCAGAGCUGAGUGGGCCCGGCCCAUAUCGCCAGGCUGACCGCUAUGGCUUCAUCGGCGGAGGCUCAGCAGAGCCAUGGCCAGGCCAACCCCCUGCAGACCUUAUCCGCCAGCGGGAGAUGAAGUGGGUGGAGAUGACCUCGCACUGGGAGAAGACCAUGUCCCGGCGGUACAAGAAGGUGAAGAUACAGUGCCGGAAAGGCAUCCCCUCAGCCCUGAGGGCCAGGUGCUGGCCCCUGCUGUGCGGGGCCCACAUCUGUCAGGAGAACAGCCCUGGAACCUAUCAGGAGCUGGCCUCGGCCCCUGGAGACCCCCAGUGGAUGGAGACCAUCGGUAGGGACCUGCACCGCCAGUUCCCUCUGCACGAGAUGUUUGUCUCACCCCAGGGUCAUGGCAGGGGCUCCUGCAGGUCCUCAAGGCCUACACCUUGUAUCGGCCAGAACAGGGCUACUGCCAGGCCCAGGGCCCUGUGGCGGCCGUCCUGCUCAUGCACCUGCCUCCGGAGGCGGACACUUAUGGCUGGCCCUCCUCCUCAGGAGGCCUUCUGGUGCCUGGUGCAGAUCUGUGAGGUCUACCUCCCCGGCUACUAUGGGCCGCACAUGGAGGCAGUGCAGCUGGAUGCUGAGGUGUUUGCGGCUCUGCUGCGGAAGCUUCUCCCGAGGGUGCACAAGCACCUACAGCAGGUGGGCGUCGGGCCCCUGCUCUACCUGCCCGAGUGGUUCCUGUGCCUCUUCGCCCGCUCCCUGCCCUUCCCCACGGUGCUGCGCAUCUGGGACGCCUUCCUCAGCGAGGGUGCAAAGGUGCUGUUCCGUGUGGGGCUAACGCUGGUGCGCUUGGCGCUGGGUACUGCUGAGCAGCGCCUGGCCUGCCCGGGGCUCCUGGAGACGCUCGGUGCCCUUCGGACCAUUCCCCCCACCCAGCUUCAGGAAGAGGUCUUCAUGUCCCAGGUACACAGCGUGGCCCUGUCUGAGCGUGACCUGCAGCGUGAGAUUCGGGCUCAGCUGGGCCAGCUGCCCAAGUCGGCUCCUGGUCCCCCACCUCGGCCACAGGCCCGCCUCGCGGGAGCCCCAGCCAUCUUCGAGGCCCAGCAGCUGGCAGGGGCACGGGGAGGUACCAGGCCUGGCCCUCAGGUGCCCCGCAUCGUGGUGCAGCCCCCGGAGGAGCCCAGGACACCUCGGCGCAAGCCCCAGACCCGUGGCAAGACGUUUCAUGGGCUCCUGACUCGGGCCCGGGGCCCGCCCCUUGAGGGCCCCUCCAGGGCUCACCGGGGCUCAGCCUCCUUCCUGGACACUCGCUUCUGAGGGCUCUGUGAACUCUGUGCCCAGCUGGAGGCCCUUGAAUGGCGGUCCCCAAAGGCGGGGACUGCAUUUUACAUGGUAGUCAGCUUUCCCUCAGCUCCCUACCCAACAGGGCAGGGGCUUCCCAUUUCACAGAUUCAUACCUGACCCCACACCGGGCACAAGGGUGAAGGAAGGUAACAGAGUGGGACUUGCUGGGACCAGCGCCAUUUGCCCACGGAGCUGUCUUGGUGCCUGGGCUCCUACAUCCAUGGAAGGUGGGGUGAGGGCAGCUGGUUGGGCAACCGGGAGGCCUGGAAUAAAGUCUGACUGAGCAGAA
Messenger RNA from Loxodonta africana (African savanna elephant), 2528 nucleotides. RefSeq names its product TBC1 domain family member 10C (gene TBC1D10C). Lineage: Eukaryota; Metazoa; Chordata; Mammalia; Proboscidea; Elephantidae. The transcript is spliced from 10 exons. The record is from RefSeq and is a predicted model, not a curated record. The coding region runs from base 839 to 2212 and encodes 457 amino acids.